Brassica oleracea var. oleracea is the source of this 793-nucleotide messenger RNA. RefSeq names its product nucleolar protein 58. Gene Ontology annotation, cellular component: nucleolus. The record is from RefSeq and is a predicted model, not a curated record. The transcript has a single exon. Lineage: Eukaryota; Viridiplantae; Streptophyta; Magnoliopsida; Brassicales; Brassicaceae. Bases 37 to 621 code for a protein of 194 amino acids.
UAAAACUCUAAACCUCACAGCCACAAGAAGAAGAAAAUGGCUUGCACCACAGAUUUCCGGUGCCUCGACGAAGGAUUCGGCGGCAAAACCGCCAAACGCAAACGCGAAUCUCAGGAACAAGCCGCCGCCGACGCCGACGAAGCCUCGAUGGACAUCGAUUCCGCCCACCCUCCCUCCGCGAAACGCAGCGCCGUCGCCUCCUCGGAAGAUCCAGACAAGCCCGUGGCCGUGGCCGCCAUCGGGAGACCGACGUACGACGGCGUUAUCGCCGGGAAAGUAUCGGGACGCAACUGGAAGACGCCGCGGACUCACAGGUCGUCGGGGAGGUUCGUGAGGAACAAGGGGCCGGAUCUGGAGGAGAUGAAGAGGCAGAGGGAGAUCAAGAAGGCGUACAGGGAGAGGAAGAACGAGCUCAAGGAGGAGAUUAGGAGUCAUAAGGUGGAGAAGAGGAAGAAGAAGGAAGAGAGGGAGAAGAGGAAGGCGGAGAAUGUUUUGAGGACGGGGACGAAGCUGCAGAAGAUUACGAACCCUAAGACGUUGAAGAAGAUCGCCAAGUCGAAGCAGAGGAAGCAUCUUAAAGUGAUUCCUGAUGAGGUGGUGAACGGGAACAAGAAGAGUUAAAUUUAUAUUUUCUCUUUUUAAAAAGACAUGUUUUUUUUUUUUUUUUUUUAGUUUUUGUAUUUUGAGUUUUUGUAUUAUCUCGUGACGUUUAGUCAAUCACAACUUUAAUACUUGAGAUUGUGUUCUGUUCUUGGUUAUCUUGUCUGAAUUGCGACUGGUUUUUUUGUCUGAA